ACAUUUAUUAAAUAUAUUUAGACUACAAUACGCAUUACCUUAAAGACAAUUUAUCAUGUUUUAAAUGCUGGAGGGCUAAUUUUUUCAGUAGGAGUGUGUAAUUAGCAAAGGCGCCAGAGGCCAUAAGACGGUAGAAUAGAGCUGGGAGAGGCAGGGGAGGAAAGCCGGAUGGAACCCUGUUGUCUUUCUGGGUCAGGGUUAGUCUGUACCGGUUAAACGGUGAAAGAGAAAAGGUCAGCGCAGGAAUUUGGUAUUUCCCUGACAUCUCCAGAUGAAAGUCCGGGCUCUAGGACUUCUCUAGACUGUGAAAGCAGCCCACGAUUCUUCCUUGCAUGCACCUAAGUGGCAGUAGGUUUAGGAUGAAAGUGGCGGGGCAGAGGCCGGCGGUCCUCGCCCGUGCCCUCUGCACCCCUGUCCCGAGGCCGGGAUGGCCGCGUCCACUCUGGGUAAAUUUCAGGAGGGCCUACGCGUGGCUGGAGAACUCCACCGGGCUCUGCGAACAGAAUCCUGCGAAGAGGAUGGCAUUCCCUGUGGAUAUGCUGGAAAAUUGCAGCCAUGAGGAAUUGGAAAAUUCUGCUGAAGAUUACAUGUCAGAUUUAAGGUGUGGGGACCCUGAAAAUCCAGAGUGUUUUUCUCUUCUCAAUAUUACGAUUCCUAUUAGCCUGUCAAAUGUAGGCUUUGUACCUCUUUAUGGUGGAGAUCAGACCCAGAAAAUUCUUGCUCUCUUUGCACCUGAAGAUUCACUGACAGCUGUGGCACUUUACCUUGCUGAUCAGUGGUGGGCUAUUGAUGAUAUUGUGAAAACAUCUGUUCCUUCAAGAGAGGGGCUUAUGCAGGUGAGCACUCUUGGGGAGAGAGUGGUUCUGUAUGUUCUGAAUCGAAUUAUUUAUAGAAAACAGGAAAUGGAGAGAAAUGAGAUCCCAUUCCUGUGUCAUAGCAGUACUGAUUAUGCUAAGAUUCUGUGGAAGAAAGGAGAGGCCAUUGGGUUUUAUUCAGUUAAGCCUACAGGAAGCAUAUGUGCCUCUUUUCUUACCCAAAGUUACCAAUUGCCAGUUCUUGAUACAAUGUUUCUAAGAAAGAAAUACAGAGGUAAAGAUUUUGGGCUUCACAUGCUGGAGGACUUUGUUGAUUCCUUUACAGAAGAUGCACUUGGCUUGCGGUAUCCACUGUCUUCUCUCAUGUACACAGCUUGCAAGCAAUACUUUGAGAAGUAUCCAGGAGACCAUGAACUCCUUUGGGAAGUCGAAGGUGUUGGACACUGGUACCAGCGAAUACCAGUCACCAGAGCAUUACAAAGAGAAGCACUUAAAAUUCCAGUUUUUAAAAUUCUUCUAUACACAGCAGUUUCUCAAAAUGAACCUAAAAGACCUUUGUCUGGAGAAUAUGGUCCUGCAUCUGUUCCAGAAUAUGAAGCAAGAACUGAAGACAAUCAGUCUAGUGAGAUGCAGCUAACUAUUGAUUCUCUAAAAGAUGCCUUUGCAAGCACUUCUGAAGGUCAUGAUAAAACAUCUGUUUCCACUCGUACUCGAAGUAGUAAUCUAAAGCGGCCAAAGAUUGGAAAACGGUUUCAGGAUUCUGAAUUUAGCAGUUCUCAAGGUGAAGAUGAAAAGACCUCCCAGACUUCACUUACAGCUUCAAUAAACAAAUUGGAGUCUACUGCUCGCCCAUCAGAGAGCUCAGAAGAAUUCCUGGAAGAAGAACCUGAACAGAGAGGGAUUGAAUUUGAGGAUGAAAGCAGUGAUAAAGAUGCACGGCCAGCACUGGAAACCCAGCCACAGCAAGAGAAGCAAGAUGGUGAAAAGGAAUCUGAAUUAGAGCCUAUGAAUGGUGAGAUAAUGGACGACUCUCUUAAGACCUCACUUAUAACGGAAGAGGAAGACUCCACUAGUGAAGUUUUAGAUGAAGAAUUAAAAUUGCAGCCUUUUAAUUCCAGUGAAGACUCUACAAAUCUUGUUCCACUGGUGGUAGAAUCUUCAAAACCCCCUGAGGCAGAUGCACCAGAUAAGACCCCACGUAUACCUGACUCAGAAAUGUUGAUGGAUGAAGGCACAUCUGAUGAAAAGGGGCACACGGAAGAGAAACUGUCCCUACUUCCAAGAAAGAAAGCACAUCUUGGGAGUUCAGACAAUGUUGCUACUAUGUCAAAUGAAGAACGAUCUGAUGGUGGUUUUCCAAACUCUGUGAUAGCUGAAUUUUCUGAAGAACCGGUCUCUGAGAAUUUGUCUCCUAAUACUACUUCCUCAUUGGAAGACCAGGGUGAGGAGGGGGUAUCUGAGCCCCAGGAAACAUCUACUGCUCUUCCUCAGAGUUCUUUGAUAGAGGUUGAACUUGAAGAUGUGCCAUUUUCACAGAAUGCAGGACAGAAGAAUCAGUCAGAGGAGCAGUCUGAAGCAUCUUCUGAGCAACUGGAUCAGUUUACACAAUCGGCAGAAAAAGCUGUGGAUAGCAGCUCAGAGGAAAUAGAAGUGGAAGUGCCUGUGGUAGACAGGCGGAAUUUAAGAAGAAAGGCCAAAGGGCAUAAAGGACCUGCUAAGAAGAAAGCUAAGCUGACUUGAAGGAAGAAGAAAAGUGGAUGAUAAAUCCUCUUCUUUGUAACAUAGUUGUUGUUUUUAAAAUAUGGUAAUUAAUAAACAGCAUGGGGCACAGGACAAAAAUUUCAAAAUUUCAAUUUGAACGUAUUUACUAUGCAGUUUUUUGCCUCCCUUUAGAACGUAGAAUUCACCAUUCUUUUUAAUUUUUCAGGCUAUUUUUGGUAAAUGCAAUUUUUUAUUUUUAUUAACCAUGUUUCAAUUUUGGGAAACCAGAUCAUAUUAUAUUUUCUUUAUCAGGUGGUACAUCUGACCAUUGUUUCAAAAAUAUAAUUAAAAAACUGUGAAAGUAGUAGGAUUUCCAUUACUUAUAAGGAUCACAGAAAUCUUUUAUACUAAGGGUUUUAAUAGUAAAACUUGGUGAGGGUUCUAGAAGUUUUAAAUUUCAAAACUAAUCACCAAUUUUUUAAAAUGUAGGCAUGCCUAAACAAAAAUAAGUAUCAAUAAAUUAGAAAAAUAACUUCAAGUAAAUGAGAGCACAAAAACAGAAACUUACGGUCAAAGGUUCAUGAAGAUAUUUUGGUUUUGGCCUCUAAAUCCUAGAUAUAGAUGCAGUUUUUUCCUUUGACUUCACUAUCUAUGGAAAGGUACACAUAAAAUCUGUUUCUGAUUCAUUCUAUCAUCUGAUGUUAACAGUACUGUCAGGGGUUUAACUGUGGCAUGUGGGGACUAUUUAAAAUUUCAUUUGAAGUAUUAGUUUGCUGUAAUUUUUUUUGUCUGCAUAUGUGCAGAUGCCUAGAAGUUUAGACUUCACUUUCACCUUUAAUCAGGUAAAAAUCACAACUAUACUUUAGAGACAUAGUUUAAUUUGGACUUCUGGUCCUGAUCAGAUAGAUAAAUUAAGCUGGAGAUUUUACUUUUAUCCCAACCCAGUUAACAUCUAUAUUUCAGAAGUAUGAGGCUCCUUCCUAAGGCAUCUCCUUAAAUCUUGCCACCUCCCUAAUUCUGUAGUCUUAUUUAUAUUCCCCCACAGCUUUCAUCUACUUCUCUAACUCAUGGAGUGAUCCUCCAACCAACAGAUCUUCCUGCCUGCAGGCUUAUGCCCUUGAUGUCCAUUUUUGGGUAGGUUUGGAGGUGCACCCCACAAUGUUAGACCUAUAUGGCAGGGGUAAAACUGCCCCCAAUGUUAGACCUAUAUGGCAGGGGUAAAACUGCCUUUGGGGGAGCUAUGGUUACAAGGGCUUCAAUCAUAUUGGAGGCUUCAGUCAUCCUUUGAUUUGUACUGUGAGUACUGGUUGCAUGCUGGCCUGUUAAGUGUAUAUUGUGUUGCCAUAGCAAAGGCCUAGGAAAAUUUGAAGAAAAAAAAACACUGAACUGUUAAUUUUUGUAAUUUAUUUAAAAAUGGACAAAAUGGUUAUUAGAAUCUAAAGAUAAUCUAAAAACAAUUCUACUCUUUGGAAAUAUUAUGUGUACUCAAAUUUGCACUUAAGUUGGAGAAUGGUUUGAGACCAUUUAGAUUGUUUUAAAAAUAGCUUGAUCUUGAUCCUUAUGCAAAAGAAACAUUAAGACUUUGUGUCAUUAUUUGAGGUAGCUAAGGACUGAUGUUGAAAGUUUAUUCAGUCUAUAGUAAGCUGAUGUCAGGUCAGUAAAUUUUGUUUGGGGAUGUUGGUAUUUUCGAUCUAAUUAGUUAAGUUAAAAUCUUUAAGCAGACAAAAAUAGUAAACCCUCCUAUUUGUGUUAGAUUUUGAACACUUGUAUUACCCUAUAUUUUUAAUUAGUCAGAGGUAAGCCAGAUUAUUUCAUUCUAAAUGAAAAUUAAAGCACUUUGGCCAUUUAUUUUUUCAACAAAUGCUAAUACUAAGUAAAAAAAAAAAAAAAAGUAUGACUACUAUUAGUGAAUCUACCAAACAUUUAUGCUGUUUUAUACAUUUUAUGAGAAACUUCUGUCAAUAUCACAAAGGGAAAUAUUCUGUUAAGAUUCAGUAAUUUCUUAACCUUUACAUUUUUCAUUUCUUAGACUUGAAAACACUUGUAGAUAUUUUAUUUUUACUUGGGUUUGUUGAAAAUACUUUCUUUUCAAAUUAUUUUAAACAUGGAAACGCUUCAUGAAUUUGUGUCAUCCUUGCACAGAGGCCAUGCUAAUUUUCCCUGUAUUGUUCUAAUUUUAGUAUAUGUGCUGCUGAAGUGAGCACUAAAAGACUUUCUUUAGACAAGUGUAGUUUUUUAAAGAUUGAGCUCACUGGCUCAACUCUUGAUGUGUGAAUAUAGUUAAGUUUACAAAAAAUGUUUAAUCAUAUAUGACCACUGGGGGCUAACAGUAUAAACUUAUUCUUGUUAAACUUGUUUGGGUUAAAUAGUAAGUGAAUUGUAAACAAUUUAGAAGUUUUUUGUUCAGCACACACGAACACUUGUGUUACAGAUUAUCUCUGACAGAAAUUAUUUUGGGGUUUAUAGAUUAUAGAGGGAAAAGUUAGAUCACUUGGAAAAACCUAACUCUCAUGUUCAGUAACUUGAGUAUAUUAUUUGUACCACAGUUUAUCUUCAAUAAGGAACCUACAUGAACUUAAUCAGUUAUCUGUAGUUUUUGCAAAGCAUUAGAAAAAAUUUCACAAUUACAGAGGACUGAAAAUGUGAUUUCAGCCGGCUAGUCUAGUUGUUGAAUGUCCAGUCACAUUACACAUAGUCCUUUGUGAACUUGUGAAGGGAGUUCACUUUUUGUGUACAUACGUGUAUAUUUCCUUGUGUAAUAUAAAGCAGAUGGUUAUUAGCAGUAUUUUAGUUCUUUCAAGUUUAAAUUAUUCAAUUGCUAGACAUCACAGAAAUUAGUAUAUUUAAGAAUUUAUUAUAAAGCUCCUCUACAACUUUUAAAGGUGAGAGGGUCUAUUAUGAUUUUUUAUAAAAUCAAACAGCAUGAUUUAGAACGUCAGUCUUCUACUUAAAAUGUGUCUAUAUUCAUGGUAUUUCCAUUCAGUGUAGAUGGUAAGGAAAACAUCUAGUCAUUAAAGAUUUACUUUUAGCAGACUCCAGAACACUACCUACAGUGGGGUUUCAGUGACUAGAAAUCUUGAAGGUUUAUGAUUGCAUCAAAUUGAGCCUGUACUAAUAUCUAAAUAUCUGCUCUUAUGUUCUGCUUUAUCCCUUGCGAUUACCUUCUAAGGUUUGGUCACACCAGCAAACUGAAACAGAUCUUAAUGUAAAUAAAGAAUUUAUACUAAUAUUACUCAUCUGUGUUACAGUAUUUUGAAAAAUGUUUCAGGUGUCAUCUAGUCUUUCAUGGGUGUGAUUAGUUACAAACGUUAUGCUUGUGUUUUCAUACUUAAUAUCAAGCUUUCUUUGUACCUUACAAGAUAGUAUUUUUGGUUCUGAAAAAACAAGCAAACUUCAUUUUUGUAGUAUCCAGAAAUUACCUGGAGUCAAUAUUUUUAUUCGCCUUCUAGAACUUGUGAUCCACACAUCACCUAUUUAUAUUAGUGGCAAAAUUAUCUGCUAAAAUCUAAUUGUAAGAAAGGCUUACCUUCUGUCAUCAAGUGAUUGUAUCAUCAUUUCCAAGGAACUAGCCUUUCUUUUCCUAAGCGUCUGUAUGUGUUCUAAAACUUCCAGUAUAUUUAUAGAACUUAGAAAAAAUGUUACAUUAUUCAGAGUAGCAAGUCUUACUGGAGUACUUAUGUUUGUUUUCUUGGUUUUUCUUUUUUUUAAGUUUAAAAGUAGUAAUUAAACCUGUACUUUGUGAUUGUU
Pongo pygmaeus (Bornean orangutan) is the source of this 6263-nucleotide messenger RNA. It is a transcript of the gene FAM169A, whose product is annotated as family with sequence similarity 169 member A. The transcript has 13 exons. Bases 333 to 2555 code for a protein of 740 amino acids. The record is from RefSeq and is a predicted model, not a curated record. NCBI's taxonomy places the organism in Eukaryota, Metazoa, Chordata, Mammalia, Primates, Hominidae.